This is a messenger RNA of Ipomoea nil (Japanese morning glory), 2105 nucleotides long. RefSeq names its product protein BONZAI 3. Gene Ontology annotation, molecular function: calcium-dependent phospholipid binding. The transcript has 15 exons. Gene Ontology annotation, biological process: cellular response to calcium ion. Gene Ontology annotation, cellular component: plasma membrane. NCBI's taxonomy places the organism in Eukaryota, Viridiplantae, Streptophyta, Magnoliopsida, Solanales, Convolvulaceae. The coding region runs from base 154 to 1932 and encodes 592 amino acids. The record is from RefSeq and is a predicted model, not a curated record.
AGGGAAGAGUGCUUUCCUUUGAACAAAUUCCGAAAGAGAGUUUUUUCCUAAAUUAUGAAACGAAAUUUCUUAGAAAUUGUGUAAGGAACAAUACAAAUUAUAAAUGGUGAUGGGAGGCCAUUCGAGCAAAAGAGAGAAAGAGAGAAAGAGAGAAUGGGUAACUGUGUUUCUGAUGUAAAAGGUGGGAAACAGGGUGUAGGCGGCGGUGGGGCCCAGGGUUUUGGCGGCGGCGGCGCUGAGGGGAAAAACGACGCAGUUGAUUUUUACUUCCGCGCGCAGGGACAACGCCAUCUCGCCUCCCAAAUUCAGCUAUCUCUAUCAGCUUCGAAGCUUCUUGAUUGUGACAUCAUGUCAAAGAGUGAUCCCAUGGCAGUAGUGUAUGUAAAGAAAAGGGAUGGAACCCUUUUAGAAGUUGGACGCACGGAAGUGAUAAUGAACAAUUUGAAUCCUACUUGGAUUCAAAAAAUCAAUAUUACAUACCAGUUUGAGAUUCCUCAACCAUUGAUCUUUCAUAUCUAUGACGUGGACUCGAAAUACAAUAAUUUACCUGUGAAGGCACUGAAGUUGAAGGACCAAGAUUUCCUUGGUGAAGCAAAUUGUGCUCUCUCUGAGAUUGUGACCAAACAAAAUCAGCUGUUAACAUUGAAUCUUCGCAAUAGAUUUGUGCAUGGCUCGAAGAACUUUGGUACACUUACAAUCCAUGCAGAAGAACUUGUUGUUUCGAAGAAUGCUGUGGAGUUGACGCUAAGGUGUACAAAUCUGGAAAACAAAGGCAUAUUCUCGAAAAGUGAUCCUUUCUUGAGAAUAUCUAGGAUUGUUGAAGCUGGAGUAUCUGUUCCAAUUUGUAAGACUGAAGUCGUGAAGAACAACGUAACUCCCAUAUGGAAGCCCUUGUGUCUAUCCAUCGAACAAUAUGUAAGCAAGGAUAACCCUCUAAUCAUUGAGUGUUUUGACUUCAAGAGCAGUGGUAAUCAUGUACUCGUCGGAAAAUUACAGACGACAGUUGCAGAGCUUCAAAAUCUUCAUAAUGCUAAAGCUGGAGCAAAUUUUGUCAAACCACCUUCUGGGUUCCGGAAUCAAGAAAAGCUUUUGAAGGCUCAACUCUUUGUGGAAGUAUGCUUUGAGAAGCAACUCUAUAGCUUUCUCGAUUACAUUUCUAGUGGAUUUGAGCUUAACUUUAUGGUUGCUGUUGAUUUUACUGCUUCAAAUGGAAACCCUCAAAAUCCCAGUUCUCUACAUUAUAUUGAUCCUCAAGGAAACUUAAAUUCUUACCAGAAGGCUAUAAAGGAGGUGGGAGAGGUUAUACAAUUCUAUGAUUAUGAUAGAUGUUUUCCUGCUUGGGGCUUUGGAGGAAUGACAUAUACUGGAUCAGUAUCUCAUUGUUUCAACUUAAGUGGAAGUUCAAGUUCCUCCGAGGUUCAAGGGGUGGGAGGGAUUAUGAAUGCAUAUUCAAGUGCUUUGCACAAUGUAAGUCUUUCAGGACCCACUUUGUUCAGCCAUGUUAUUAACAAUGCUGCAAAGAUUGCUGCCAAGUCCCUCAAAGACAACCACAACAAAUACUUUGUCUUGCUGAUUAUCACGGAUGGAGUUCUUACUGAUCUUCAAGAAACGAAAGACGCAAUUGUAAUGGCAUCUGAUCUGCCACUUUCGAUUCUUAUCAUUGGAGUUGGCAAUGCAGAUUUUACACAAAUGGAGAUCCUCGACGCUGAUAAUGGACGACUACUAGAGAGCUCCACCGGAAGGGUAGCUACACGAGACAUUGUGCAGUUUGUUCCCAUGCGUGAAGUGCUUGGUGGACAAAUUGAAGUAGUGCAAGCUAUGUUGGAAGAGUUACCAUGGCAGUUCCUAAGCUACAUGCGAAGUAGAAACAUCAAACCCCUUCUGAACGUCGAGGCAAUCCCACCUUCUACUGCUCCAACUCAACCAUGCUAGCUAGGUUUCCGUUGCUACAAAGUCGAAUGGAGUUAGUUGCUUAAAUAUGUACAUGCUAAGUUAGAGUUAGCAGGAAAAUAUAAUGUCAAACGAACAACUCUUCCCGGGCACAUAUAUAAUGUUCGUAUUGCACCAAAUGUACUAUUCUGUUUAUAAUCAUUCUUUACAAAAAA